This is a messenger RNA of Setaria italica (foxtail millet), 1032 nucleotides long. Its product is annotated as light-harvesting complex-like protein 3 isotype 1, chloroplastic. The record is from RefSeq and is a predicted model, not a curated record. The transcript is spliced from 3 exons. The coding region runs from base 55 to 828 and encodes 257 amino acids. NCBI's taxonomy places the organism in Eukaryota, Viridiplantae, Streptophyta, Magnoliopsida, Poales, Poaceae.
UUCACGGGCCACUGCCUCACUCCCCUCCUCUUCGCCUCCAACCACCCCCCCUCCAUGGCCAUGGCGACCUCCACCUUCUCCCCGCGCCCCGCCUCCCUCAGGCCGCUGCGGGCCGGCGCCAAGCCCCAGCACCACCUCCACCUCCUCCCCUCCUCCCGCCUCCGCGCCGGCCGCCGGGGGAGCCGCCUGGAGCGCGCCGCCGCCGGGGAGGCGCCCGUCGAGGUCGCGCCGCCCAGCGAGCCGGAGGCGGAGCCGGCCCCCGCCGCGGCCUCCAACGGUGCCGCCGUCGAGGCUCCUCCCGCGAAGGCCGUCGAGGCCGUGGCCGCGGCGGCGCCGGUGCCGGUGCCGGCUUUCCGGGACGCGAGGUGGGUGAACGGGACCUGGGACCUCAGCAAGUUCGAGAAGGGCGGAGUUGUCGACUGGGACGCCGUCAUCGACGCCGAGGCCAGGAGAAGGAAAUGGCUUGAAGAUUAUCCAGAGGCCACUAAUACAGAUGAGGCCGUUGUCUUUGAUACUUCAGUUAUUCCAUGGUGGGCAUGGAUGAAGAGGUUCCACCUUCCUGAAGCCGAGAAGCUGAAUGGACGCGCUGCCAUGGUCGGUUUCUUCAUGGCUUACUUUGUCGAUAGCUUGACGGGUGUGGGGCUCGUCGACCAAAUGGGCAACUUCUUCUGCAAAACCUUGCUGUUUGUUGCUGUGGCUGGCGUUCUGCUGAUCAGGAAAAAUGAGGAUCUUGACUCACUGAAGAAGAUAAUCGACGAGACGACAUUCUACGACAAGCAAUGGCAGGCAACCUGGCAAGAUGAGACCACCGGAGGGCCAAAGAACUAGCUCAGCGUGGCCAAAGAACUAGCUCAGCGUUGGGGCCUGAUCGCAGAAUGCUUUACUUGUGUUGUGUUUCGUUUUUUUGGCCUUUUUGUUUUCCCGUCUAGUGAGGCUUGGAGGAACAUUUUGACAGGCUAUUAAUCUACGGUAUCUUGUAAAAAAAUAUGGACUUAUUUUCUGUGCUAUAGAUAAUUACGAUGCGGUUUCAUU